Molecule: messenger RNA, 1943 nt
Organism: Neomonachus schauinslandi (Hawaiian monk seal)
Lineage: Eukaryota; Metazoa; Chordata; Mammalia; Carnivora; Phocidae
Gene: PACSIN3
Product: protein kinase C and casein kinase substrate in neurons 3
Exons: 11
Coding region: 251-1525 (424 amino acids)
Biological process (GO): regulation of endocytosis; cytoskeleton organization; plasma membrane tubulation
Cellular component (GO): plasma membrane; endosome; cytoplasm
Molecular function (GO): protein binding; phospholipid binding
Source: RefSeq, a predicted model, not a curated record
GGCGCGCUCCGGGAGGCGGUGGCCCCGGCCCGGGAGCGGCAGGACUCCGGCCGGAGCGUGGCCGGACCCCCACCCGCCCAGACGCCCAGGAAGGACGCGCUUCAAGGCAGAAUCACAGUGGCAGCUUUGAGAGUUGGACAUCCAGGUCCCUGAAGUGAUCUCUAGGCCCCAGUGUAUUAUCUGGCUUCCCUGCUUGCCCCUCUGCCCUCCACAGCCCCCAUCCGCCACCAUUCCGUGCUGCGGGGACACCAUGGCUCCAGAGGAAGACGCUGGAGGGGAGGCCCUGGAGGGCAGUUUCUGGGAGGCUGGCAACUAUAGGCGGACCGUGCAGCGGGUGGAGGACGGGCAUCGACUCUGCGGGGACCUGGUCAGCUGCUUCCAGGAACGAGCCCGCAUUGAGAAGGCCUACGCCCAGCAGCUGGCUGAUUGGGCCCGCAAGUGGAGGGGCACCGUGGAAAAGGGCCCCCAGUACGGCACGCUGGAGAAGGCCUGGCACGCCUUCUUCACGGCAGCCGAGAGGCUGAGCGCGCUGCACCUGGAGGUGCGGGAGAAGCUGCAGGGGCAGGACAGCGAGCGGGUGCGCGCCUGGCAGCGGGGGGCCUUCCACCGGCCUGUGCUGGGUGGCUUCCGCGAGAGCCGGGCUGCGGAGGAUGGCUUCCGCAAGGCCCAGAAGCCCUGGCUCAAGAGGCUGAAGGAGGUUGAGGCUUCCAAGAAGAGCUACCAUGCAGCACGGAAGGAGGAGAAGACAGCCCAGACUCGGGAGAGCCACGCAAAGGCGGACAGCGCCGUCUCCCAAGAGCAGCGGCGCAAGCUGCAGGAGCGGGUGGACCGCUGCACCAAGGAGGCCGAGAAGAUGAAAACCCACUACGAGCAGACGUUGGCGGAACUGCAUCGCUACACCCCGCGCUACAUGGAAGACAUGGAGCAGGCCUUCGAGAGCUGCCAGGCGGCCGAGCGCCAGCGGCUCCUCUUCUUCAAGGAUAUGCUGCUUACCCUACACCAGCACCUCGACCUCUCCAGCAGCGAGAGGUUCCACGAACUCCACCGAGACCUGCAUCAGGGCAUCGAGGCAGCCAGUGACGAAGAGGAUCUGCACUGGUGGCGAAGCAUCCACGGGCCAGGCAUGGCCAUGAACUGGCCGCAGUUUGAGGAGUGGUCCUUGGAUACGCAGAGGACAAUUAGCAGGAAGGAGAAGGGUGGCCGGAGCCCUGAUGAGGUUACUCUGACCAGCAUCGUGCCCACAAGAGAUGGCGCUGCACCCCCACCCCAGUCCCCGGGGUCCCCAGGCGGUGGGCAAGAUGAGGAGUGGUCAGAUGAGGAGAAUCCCCGGAAGGCUGCCACUGGGGUGCGGGUGCGGGCGCUCUAUGACUACGCCGGCCAGGAAGCUGAUGAGCUGAGCUUCCGAGCAGGGGAGGAGCUGCUGAAGAUGAGCGAGGAGGAUGAGCAGGGCUGGUGCCAGGGCCAGCUGCAGAGUGGCCGCAUUGGUCUGUACCCUGCCAAUUACGUGGAAUGUGUGGGGGCCUGACCUCCUGUGACAGCCCUUCUGCAGCGUUUCUCCACCUUGCAUCAGAGCCCAGCUUCUCUUGGACCGCCGGACCUGAGGGCCCUGGACCAUGGUGCCCCUGCUGCCCUUCUGUCCAUUGAGGAGGAAGGAGGUCCUGGGACCCGGGGAGGGGAUCGGCCUGCAUCUAGGAAGGGACUGGUAGGGAAGGGCCAACUGAGUCUAGGCUGAGGGGGUAGAUGGGGAGGUCAGGUGACGACAGAAGGGCUCAGGGGUGCCUGGGCCUCUCCAGGAAUGGGUGGGUCUCCCCGGGAGCUGUGGACCCAGUUCCUGGUCUUAGUGUUUUGGGGUUCCUGGGGUGGUCUUGGGGUGAGUGUAGUUCUGGGCUAGCAGCACUCUCUUGUGGUUUGUUCUAGUGUGUAUUAAACUUGGGAAAAAAAAA